Molecule: messenger RNA, 2466 nt
Organism: Mercenaria mercenaria
Lineage: Eukaryota; Metazoa; Mollusca; Bivalvia; Venerida; Veneridae
Product: cyclin-G1-like
Exons: 8
Coding region: 480-1646 (388 amino acids)
Biological process (GO): mitotic cell cycle phase transition; regulation of cyclin-dependent protein serine/threonine kinase activity
Cellular component (GO): cyclin-dependent protein kinase holoenzyme complex; nucleus; cytoplasm
Molecular function (GO): cyclin-dependent protein serine/threonine kinase regulator activity
Source: RefSeq, a predicted model, not a curated record
ACCUCUACACUAAUAUUUUUGAGUAAAUUGUCUCGUUCUGGUUGAGUGAUCUGUCAAACUAGUUUUCUUCAAAAUCUGACUUGAUUAUUUUAUCUAUUCACAUGAGUUUGGUACAAAUGGAACUGUCAUCGAAAACUUAACAUCAUACUCAAGAAAAUGCCGUAAUUCGUUUGUUUUAAGCCUGGUUUUUUCUGUUUGUUUACGUUCAAAAGUAUCUAAUUAUAGUUCAUAUGCAAAUUAGAUAUUUGGACCAAUGAAAAUUCAAUGUUAGCAAUUAAGAAAAGUAUCUACCAAUCAAAAGUUUUGUAGCAUACCUGGACGGCCGCCAAUAUUCGAACGAUCAGUUGUUUGACAGCUGUCGUCUGUAAACAAAGAGACUUAACGGUGGAUACCAAAUUUUUUAUUUGGUGCCACAAUUUGCAGGUGUAAAACCUGUUUAUUUACACUUGCAAAAGGACUCUUUCUGCUUAGUGUUUAGUAUGGUAGCGUUUGAAGUCGUACAUAAUGGACGAAUUGUGGAAAAUGCACACGAAAGAGCGGAUGUCAAAACAGAGACCGAGUCCGAGGUCAAGUUCAAACGAAAGAAUGAAAUUUCAAAUGAAUGUGCCAGAAUAACGCCAAAGGUGCAAAACAUCUUUGGGAAGUUACAAAAACUAAGAAUAAAAGAGGAAACACAGCAUUACACUCUAAAUUUGCCCUCUAUUGGAACAGAAGACUGUAUUGGGGUCUGUGAGCGGGACUCAGCUGUCACAUCAAUCAAGUCUAUGCAAAGAUUUUACAACUAUAACUGUGAUACCUUGGCUGAUGCUAUAAACUACCUCGACAGAUUCAUCUCCAAAGUCAAGGUGAAGCGACGUUAUUUAUCAUGUGUUGCUACUGCUGCAUUUUUCUUGUCAACAAAAAUGAAUGAGGAAUCAGAGUACCACCCUACAGCCUCCGAUCUCUCCAGUUUACAUCGACACAGCUGGAAACCAACAGAUUUAAAAAGGAUGGAAAAGAUUCUCCUAGAGAAACUAGACUGGAACCUUCAUCCAUCUGUAACCAGUCUGUCAUAUAUACAUAUCAUCUUUAGAAUGCUGUCUCUAGUCAGUGUGGAGGUUGACAGACAAUUCUUUGAUUUGCUAGUUCAAAGAUCUGAAUUGUAUAUGAACUACACAAGGUGUGCGAGAUAUCAGGCCAGCACUCUAGCCUUGAGCAUUGUCCAACAGUGUUUGAAAGAAGCGGAUCUUAGUUCCAGUUUGAUAAAGUAUCUACUUAUACAUGUUCAGACAGUCUUCAAGAUCAGUGAUUCUGAGCUGUUUGAGUGUCAAUGUGCAAUAUCUAAACAACUAGAGCUCUACAACACUCACCCCUCUACUCAUCCCCGGUGCCUUCCUAUACCUAAAAUUGUGCCACGUCCCAAUCUCAUCAAGAGACCCAGUUUCUAUGGAAACACAGGUCUUCCAACAAUAGAAGAGGUAUCAUGGAGUACAGAUUCAAGUGAGGAUGAAGAAUCUCAGCUACCACAUUUAGACAAUGGUUUUGAAUGCCAUACUACACAACCAUUGAAGAUGACCCAGUCUUACUGUCGGCUGUUAGACCAGUGUUAUCCUACAGUUCAGGGAGCUCUCUAUUAUUACAAAAAGUGCAAUAUUACAGUGUUAUAAACACUAGAUUUAUAUAAAUAUUACUAGUAUAUCAAAAUGCAUGUUAAUUCAUUACAAAAUUACAAAGAUGUAGAAAAGAUAAACAGGAAAAUAGUUAGAUCUUAAAUUAUGGAUUAAUUAUUAUUGUAUGAUUCUUAACUGUAUAAGUCAGUAUACAUUUGUAUGUUAUAGUUAAAUGUUAUUUUAAGAAAGAAUUUUAGUAUUUAAUGCUAGUUAUAUGUGGUUUUAUGUGUGUUAUAAAUGUUCUGUAAGAAAUAUAGUGUACAUUUUUGUAACAUUUAAAACUGGUUUAAUUGUUUAACUAACAGUGUAGCAUUUUUGGUGCAUUUAUUAACUUGCAGUAUCAGUUUAAAGAAGCUAAGUAUUUUAUAAGCAGAUUUGGUCGGUUGUAACAGUUGAAUGAAACAUAGUGUAUUAUUUCAAGAUUUUCAGCGAAUUAAAUAAUUUCGAGUAUUUAUAUCUGGUAUUUUCACAGUGAAAUAUGUCAGAUAAAUUCUUCGUCGUUGAGGAACUGCAAAUUGGAUAAGAUAUACAAAAGUAUUUAAACCUGAAAUUAUGAAAAUAUUUUUUUUGUUUUUGUUUUACAUUUGAAUUUAGAAUACCUUUCACUCAUGAACACCAUAUAUAUUACAUUUUUGCUUGUGGUUAUGCCACUCAUGAAAAUACUGCAUCUGGUGUUCUGUGAAAAAUAUUUCAGUCUUGGACUGAAUAAACAGAUAACCUGUAUAUUUUCAUUAGCUGUGAGUUUCAGAAAAUUUACAAUGUGUUCGAAAUUCAACAUCUUUGUAAAACCUUAAACAACAGAAUACUUCGUAUAUGA